CGACAAGUCACCGCCAAGUGGUGGAAUCGAUUCGUGAGGCUGAGCCCCUCGCAAUGAAAAUCACCCUCAGCUGCAGUAUAAUUCCUGCGUUCCCCCUAGGUACUUCAGCGAUUGCCAUCUCCUGAUUCAUUCUCACCGAUAUCUAUUGCACGACCGACUACUACAAGUUCCAACUCACCAAAUACACGGCCGUCUCCGCCCCACCAUGAUCACCUACUCCCUCAAACCAUCGCCGUGGAGGUGGUGUCUUGCGAUUGCGCUUCUUUUCGGCAGUCUUGCAACGUCAGUCAUCGGCGGCCCGCUUAUGAACCUGACUGUCACGGUUCCCAGUGGCUCGACCACCUAUGGCCGCCCCGGCUUGAUCUGUGUUCCGACCGAUUGGAAGGAUAUCGUGCAAUUCCUCUUGUUGAACUAUGUGUCCCACGUCGCCUCCCUCAGAUUCGGCCCCUGGCAGUCCUUCACAUCAUCGCUAUUCAGCUGCCUGGUCUCACUGUGCUCUCCCUUCUACGGUAUAAUUAUGAACUUGGACGUACUUUUCCGCUGCGCGAUCUCCUCGAAGGAUCCGCUGGAAAGAGCAGCACUGGCUGAAGCUCUGUGUGUCGUCUGCCGCAAUGACAAGUGGAGACCAUCCGAUGGCCAAGUAAUCGAGAACGCAAGGUUGAUAGUGUCUAACAGUGCAUCUACCGGAAACACGGUAACCUUCAAGGUAGCGCAUAACAAUAGAUACCGGGACGUGGCGGUGGUGGCCCGGGUCGGUAAUAAUGUCCACGGCGUUUGCGAGCUACCAGAGGGCUAUGCACUGAUAUGCAUUCACCGUGCUACCGUUAUCCCGACCGGCGAGACGACAAGCAACAAGAUCACUCUAUCUUCCGAGUACAACAUUCCGAAGAUCAUUGCAGCAAUAUUUCAGACGGUAUUCGGAUCAUUUACGCUGUAUCGAGCCCGCGGAAUUCAGGUGGAUCGUUAUGGCUACGCAGCUUUCGGCCUCACCGUCUUCCCAUAUAUCCUCAUGUCCUUGGUCAACUUGGCUAUCCACCUUGUCACUCCGAGCUACCCAUCAAUUUAUCUCGUCCAUUCUCCGGAAAUGGACGAGGCAAGGGACCGCGGGGGCAUCUUUGAGGGCUACAUUGGAAAGGUGAUUCCCAGGCUCUACAUGCAUGCCGGCGAGGCUCUGGGAGGCGAAUGUUCCGGGAAAUUCAAACUUGACAAAGCUGGCAACCCAUCCGGGCGGUUUAUCUUCCGCGUCCACGGCGCAGCGUCUUGCGCUAGCACUGGAGACAGCAAUGACGACGCAUCGAUACCUCUUGCAGCCCUAUCGACGGAAGGCAGCCUAAAGGACUCCGAUGCCAUAUGGACCGAGGAAAUCGAUCCUACCACCGACGCGGCCGCCAUCCUGUUAGUUCCUAUGACAUCACCCUUUGAAGUCGGAGAAGGUCGACGAUUCUGGGGGGAGAUGAGAAACGCAGCUCCGUUAAGAAUAGUGGCACUUAUAAUGAUGAUCCUCUGCUUCCUUCCCAUGCUUCUCCUUACCCGUUUCGAGAAACGAGAAAGCACAGUUCCACAGCGCUUUUGGACCUUGUUCUGGCUCACCUUCAAUGCUUUGUGGAUUGUUUCAAGCAUAAUUUGGAGUAGGUGGUGGAUCAUAGCGGUGGUAUUUUUCAUUUCCCCAGUUGCGUUUAUCGGGGGAUUGACAGUGGUCUGUCAGAUGCUGGAAGAGCAUGGCUCCUGUAUCCGAGUCUGAUUCUCCUUUGAAGUGGGGGCGGAGGCCGGUGUGGCGAUUCGUAUAUUUUUCAAUUUUUCAAUUUAUUUAUUUUGGUUCAGAAGAGUAUCAGUAGCUCGGAAGUCCCUGGAUAGUAUAAAUGCGACUUGGU
This is a messenger RNA of Tricharina praecox, 1871 nucleotides long. RefSeq lists its product as uncharacterized. The coding region runs from base 206 to 1741 and encodes 511 amino acids. NCBI's taxonomy places the organism in Eukaryota, Fungi, Ascomycota, Pezizomycetes, Pezizales, Pyronemataceae. The transcript has 4 exons. The record is from RefSeq and is a predicted model, not a curated record.